Molecule: messenger RNA, 5417 nt
Organism: Lepus europaeus (European hare)
Lineage: Eukaryota; Metazoa; Chordata; Mammalia; Lagomorpha; Leporidae
Gene: NUAK1
Product: NUAK family kinase 1
Exons: 7
Coding region: 172-2160 (662 amino acids)
Biological process (GO): intracellular signal transduction; microtubule cytoskeleton organization; protein phosphorylation
Cellular component (GO): cytoplasm
Molecular function (GO): protein serine/threonine kinase activity; tau-protein kinase activity; ATP binding
Source: RefSeq, a predicted model, not a curated record
CGCAGCCCGGGCGGCAUCGGGCCGCCUCGCCCAUGCUGCGGGGGCGACCUUAAGCGCACCCCGGCUUCCCUCGCCUGGGACCCCGGCACCCUUCCUCCUCCUCCUCCUCUCCCCCCGAUCGCUGUGCCCGGUUCUGCCCGCGCCAGCCCGGCUCGCCUUCCCCGUCUGGACAUGGACGCGGCCGCUGCGCCCGCGGCGAGGGACGGCCCGGACUGGAGGCCGGGGGCUCCGGGCUCUCCCCCGGAGGCGGGGGCGGCGGCGGCCGCGGCCCCCGAGCCCAGGAAGCCGCACGGCGUGAAGCGACAUCACCAUAAACACAACUUGAAGCACCGCUAUGAGCUGCAGGAGACCCUGGGCAAAGGCACCUACGGCAAAGUCAAGCGGGCCACCGAGAGGUUUUCGGGCCGAGUGGUGGCUAUAAAAUCCAUUCGUAAGGACAAAAUUAAGGAUGACCAAGACAUGGUUCACAUCAGACGAGAGAUUGAGAUCAUGUCAUCCCUCAACCAUCCUCAUAUCAUCAGUAUUUAUGAAGUGUUUGAGAACAAAGACAAGAUUGUGAUCAUCAUGGAGUACGCCAGCAAAGGGGAGCUGUACGAUUAUAUCAGCGAGCGGCGACGCCUGAGCGACAGGGAGACCAGGCACUUCUUCCGGCAGAUCGUCUCCGCGGUGCACUACUGUCACAAGAACGGGGUGGUCCACCGGGACUUGAAGCUGGAAAACAUACUGCUGGAUGACAACUGCAACAUUAAGAUUGCAGACUUUGGGCUUUCCAACCUGUACCAGAAGGACAAGUUCUUGCAGACGUUCUGUGGGAGCCCACUCUACGCAUCCCCUGAAAUUGUCAAUGGGAGGCCUUACCGAGGACCAGAGGUGGACAGCUGGGCACUGGGCGUUUUGCUCUACACACUCGUGUAUGGAACCAUGCCCUUCGAUGGUUUUGAUCACAAGAACCUCAUCCGGCAGAUCAGCAGCGGCGAGUACCGGGAGCCCACGCAGCCCUCAGAUGCUCGAGGACUCAUCCGGUGGAUGCUGAUGGUGAACCCCGAUCGCCGGGCCACCAUCGAGGACAUCGCCAACCACUGGUGGGUGAACUGGGGCUACAAGAGCAGCGUGUGCGACUGUGACGCCCUGCACGACUCGGAGUCCCCGCUGCUGGCGCGCAUCAUCGACUGGCACCACCGCUCCUCCGGGCUGCAGGCCGAGGCCGAAGCCAAAAUGAAGAGCCUGGCCAAGCCCGGGGCCUCGGAAGUCACGCUGGAGCGGCAGCGGUCGCUGAAGAAGUCCAAGAAAGAGAACGACUUCGCCCCGUCGGGCCAGGACGUGGUGCCCGAAAGCCCAUCCAAGCUGAGUUCUAAGAGGCCCAAGGGGAUCCUGAAGAAGCGAAGCAACAGCGAGCACCGCUCGCACAGCACGGGCUUCAUCGAGGGCGUCGUGGCGCCCGCCUUGCCCACGACGUUCAAGAUGGAGCAGGACGUGUGCCGGACCGCAGUGCCUCUCCCGGCCUCCCCGGAGGCUGAUAUGCCGGGCGCACUCAGCCCCAAGCAGUCGGCCACGAUGCCCAAGAAAGGCAUCUUGAAAAAGACACAGCAGAGGGAAUCGGGUUACUACUCAUCGCCAGAGCGCAGCGAGUCCUCCGAGCUGCUGGACAGGAGCGAUGUGCUGGGUGGUGGUCUCACGUCCUCCCCCAGCCCCCCGGACCCAGCCCGGGGCCCCUCGCUCAGCCUCUCCUGCCGGCGGAAGGGCAUCUUGAAACACAGCAGCAAGUACUCACCGGGCACCGUGGACCUGGCCCUCGGGAGCCCCGAGACGCCCACACUGGAAUCCUUGGCCGAGCCCGGGGUGCCUGCCGAGGGCCUGUCCCGGAGCUACAGCCGCCCUUCCAGCGUCAUCAGUGACGACAGUGUCCUGUCCAGCGACUCCUUGGACUUGCCAGAGCUGCAGGAGAACCGGCCGGCCCGCCAGCGCAUCCGCAGCUGCGUCUCCGCCGAGAACUUCCUCCAGAUCCCCGACUUCGAGGGGCUCCACAACCGGCCACGCCCCCAGUACCUGAAGCGCUACCGGAACCGGCUGGCGGACAGCAGCUUCUCCCUCCUCACAGACAUGGACGACGUGACUCAGGUGUACAAAAAGGCGCUGGAGAUCUGUGGCAAGCUCAACUAGGCCUCCAGGACACAGGGGCCGGGCUGCGGGGGUGCGGGGAGGUGGGGGGAGCGCGGCUGCCUCUCUGCAAGACCGAGAAAGCACCGGGGCCAUCUCGCUCGGCCUCGUGUGCAGCCUUGAGCCAGCACCUAAAAGGUGGAAGCCGCCGUCUGCCAACUCUGCCAAUUUCCGGUUGGGAUUUGGGUCCCGGUUGGCAUUUGCUGUGUGGCACCUCCUGGAGGACGGGCUGUCUAGGGAAGGCGCUGGCAUUGGCCAGCAUGUAAUGGGGGGGGGGGGAGGCGCAUAUGGAGGAGGGGGAGGUCCUUUCCCUAGAAGUCAUCCGCACACUUCCGGAGUAGGGACCAGAAAGAUGGGGGCCACCUGCUUGGGGUGUGGCCACAGAGCUUGCUCCUUUUCUCCUUACACUAGCAAGCUUGGUCUGGGUGCCUGGGGUUGGCAAGUAUCUUGAAUCGAUCCAUUGGUCGUGUCUGUCGGGUGUGCUGGUUUGCGUAGUCCAGGCCUGUUGGGGAAGUGCUGUCAUUGACUAGUAAUGGCUGCCGUGGGAAUGGGAAGGGGGGCAGUAGCACAUGGGUCAUGUAGGCACGUCAUCCUCAACUUGGCCAAGUCCUGGGCACUAGCUCCAGGCAUGCUGUGGGGUCUGUAUUAAGUUUUUCACAUCACUGGUGUGGCCUUUGUUAGUUUGCUGUUGUACCUUGAAUAGAAGACGGGGCCCUGGUCAGAGAGAGAAUGCUCUGAAGUCUGCUAAUGGCAGCCCAUGGUGAUUUUUCAGCUUCUUGCUGUCCACCAUCUUCUCCUCCUGCCUUGCUCUGUAGUAGACACUCCGGAACGUGGACAGAGAAAAAGAUGGUGGUGUCAGAGGCCAACCCUCUCAUGAUAGAGAUGCGUGGGAGUUGCUACACACCAGCAAGGGGCCACUUGUCACCCUGCUUUCUUGUUAACUGGAAUGCUGCCUUUUGGGCUCCCACCUGUGACUUGGAUGUGACACUGUCCCUAGACUCCAGCGGACUUCCUGGCUCAGCCACUGGCCUUGGUCACCAGUAGUCACGGGUUUCCCUGUCCGCUUGAGUGUAGACCCUUUCAGAGAUAGAUGAGUUUGCUUUUAGCGAGUUAGCGUGUAGGUGGGAUGUUCGGAUGAGGAAAGAUGGGCAGAAGGUGCUUUUCCCUCCAAAUCCCAGUGUUGUAUGUCAUGACUUUGAACUUUGACAUGAACUCCUGGGCUUUGGGGAAAAAGAAGGUUCCAUUCAUUUGAAUGAAUAUGGUGUGAAAAGAAUGGUUGGGAGGAAGCAUGUAAGAGAGGGGAAGUGUUCCCAUAGAUAUCAUCCAAAUGGUUUUAGAAGAAGCAGAAAAUAAGUAGGACAGAACUCUUACCUUAAAAAAUAAUUUCUCAAAACUAGGUAUAUAAUUCCUGAACAUCCAGAUUCCAGGUGGAAAGAUGCCUCUCCUACCAUGGGACAUCUCAGGAAGACUGGUUUGGAGCUGAUGGUCUUUGGGGAACAGCCUCAGAGUCUGUUGGCCAAGGCAAAUUGAAAUCCUUGAUUCAAGAUGGCCAACCACUGGUAGCCACUUGGGACCUGUCUGGGGCUAUCUUUGGGAAACACAACCAAGAGUAGUGCACAGGAAGAUGGGGGAAAGUCAUUUACAGCACUCAGAGCGUCUGUUAGGGUGGGAUUGCUCUUGCCUUGAGGAGAGCCCUCCGUUUCUCCUCUUGCCCCAGCUCUGGUGGUGUGGUGUGCACUUCGCCAGCUUGAAGGGUGUAUUGCGGGGAGUGCUCGCCUUCCUUCCACUCGAUUCCACUGCCUUCCUGAAUCCCAGUGGAGGUGAGAAAAGAAAAAAAAGUCUGUAGCCAACAAAUCAUGUUUGGGGGGUGUGAGUGUCCGGAGGGCAGCCUGCGACCUCCAAGCGCCCUACCCCUCGCCUCCCCUGCCACACUGCCCGCCCCUUGUGCACAGCAGCUGGCCCGGCUGGUAGCUCUCCAUGAGACUCCGGUCUCGCACCUGCCUGUUGGUUGCUGUGUUUCUUCCUUUUGCCAAGUGAUUGAGUCUGCUUGAUAUUUUCCAUCCCUCUAAGUAAAAAGGACACAUAGAAGGGGAAAUCCUGCUUCCUUCUUCCUCCCCAAAACUCCAGUGUGUUCUCUUUCAUCAGUUAACUCAGGCAGUGGUGGGGCCAAGAACCUCCGCCACUCAGAAGCAGACUCUGAGCUGUGUCCUGCCUGGUCAGGUGGCAGCUGGCAGGUGGCAGGUGGCGUACGAGGGUUUAAGGUUUUCCCCCAGCCCCGCCCCCUUCUGCCGUUAGUCUGCUGACAUCCUCUGAGUCUGGGUGUGCUGUUGACUGGCCUUUCCAGGAACACUUGGCAAAGAGGAAAGAUCCCCGGAGAACAGCUCCCCUGCUUCCUACGUCCCUACCAGCCAAUCCCCAGCCAAAGAAGUUACGCUCGGUUCACUUCCGUGGGAUCACCAGGGAGAGGCCGUCUUGGAGGGCUGUCGUCGGCACUCCCCGUCUUUUCUUUGCCUCCGUGGGCUUCUCAGCGUCUCAGUUUACACAUCUACCAAAGGGGUAGACUUAAACUUCUUUUUACAGGUAAAUUUCAAGGCACGAUCGAUCAGUUUUCAGGAAGUGCUCCAAGACCCCAGGCGAAAUGCAAAUGCUACAUACAGUCUGAACGCCCAGCCCUGUUGGCGGUGCUGCUGGGUGGUGGACAGGGGAGCACUUGGCAGGGUUCAGUUCAGGCAAGUUUUGCCCAAGCCUGCUGUCUUGAGUACAAAUGUGAAUGAUCAGCUGACUGCUUGUUGCCAAACUGGAAAUGUUCUGUAGGGAUUUACUGGCAUGGUAUCAUUCCUAGAAGAAAAAAAAAAAAAAAAAAAAACAGAGAGAAACUUGACUGCACAUUUUUUUUUUUUUUAAAUCCAUGUUGUGACUUUUAUUUAAUUUCUAUUUUUUUGGUAAUAAAAAGUUGACUUUUUUAUUUGAAUUUGUCUUUUUUUAUUUAUUGGUCUGAAAGGCAUUUCAAAGGUAUUAUAAUAAUAUAUUGGUGUAAUUUAAUUGGUGCAACAUGCUUUAUGGUUCCAGUCAAAAUUGGUUUUCACUCAUUUGAUUGGUUUGAGCCCAGAACAGCCUACAGGGAAAAAAAAACAAAGACAAAAAACUGGAUAACCACCCAAAGUGUUUGUAUUUUCAUUGGUAACUGAUUUUUUGCUUCGUUUCAUUCUUUUUUUGUUUGUUUCUGUUUUUACUUUUAAAUUAAAUAAAAUUCCAAUGAA